This is a messenger RNA of Lagopus leucura (white-tailed ptarmigan), 1341 nucleotides long. RefSeq names its product histone deacetylase 11 (gene HDAC11). Gene Ontology annotation, molecular function: histone deacetylase activity. The transcript is spliced from 10 exons. The record is from RefSeq and is a predicted model, not a curated record. Lineage: Eukaryota; Metazoa; Chordata; Aves; Galliformes; Phasianidae. Bases 78 to 1148 code for a protein of 356 amino acids.
CCGGGGCUGGCUGUGCCGGGCCGCGGGGCGACCCUUCCCCUGCGCGGCCUCGUGGCGCGCCCCUGCCCGGCGCGGGGAUGCCUCACAGAACUGAGUUAUAUGAAGGUGUUCCACCAACUUGCUGGCCUAUCGUGUAUUCUCCAGACUACAACAUCACCUUCAUGGGACUGGAGAAACUACAUCCAUUUGAUGCAGGGAAAUGGGGAAAAGUAAUCAACUUCUUGAAAGAAGAAAAACUAAUUGGAGAUGACUUGAUUGUGCAAGCACGGGAGGCUACGGAUGAAGAUCUUUUGGUUGUUCACACAAGGCGCUACCUUAAUAAGUUGAAGUGGUCCUUCGUUGUGGCUACGAUCACAGAAAUUCCACCAGUCCUUUUUCUUCCCAACUUCCUUGUUCAGAGAAAAGUUUUGAAACCUCUGCGAACCCAGACAGGAGGAACAAUAAUGGCAGGAAAACUUGCUGUUGAUAGAGGCUGGGCAAUCAAUGUGGGAGGUGGUUUCCAUCAUUGUUCAAGUGACAAAGGUGGAGGAUUUUGUGCAUAUGCUGAUAUCACACUGGCUAUUAAGUUCCUAUUUGAAAGAGUACCAGGGGUGUCUAAAGCCACAAUUAUUGAUCUGGAUGCUCACCAGGGAAACGGCCAUGAGAGGGACUUCAUGAAUGAUCACAGAGUAUAUAUCAUGGAUGUGUACAAUAGAUUUAUUUAUCCAGGAGAUGGAUUUGCUAAACGUGCCAUAAAACGGAAGGUGGAGUUAGAGUGGGGUACAGAGGACACAGAAUACCUUCAGAAAGUACAUACUCAUGUGGAAGGAGCAUUAAAUGAAUUAAAACCUGACAUUAUAGUUUACAACGCUGGAACUGAUAUUCUGGAUGGCGAUCCGUUGGGAGGACUUGCUAUUUCACCUCAGGGAAUUGUGAAGAGAGAUGAAGUCGUGUUCAAGGCUGCCAGAAGCCGUGGAAUCCCAAUUUUGAUGGUGACAUCUGGAGGCUACCAGAAGAGGACUGCCCGCAUUAUUGCUGAUUCUAUCCUCAACUUGCACAACCUGGGGCUUAUUGACAAGGACCUAGCAACCAGUGGAGCUGAAAAUCCUAAGGUAGAACAGAUGAUUAGGGACUCUGUAACAGACUUAACCAAUUUAUCACUGCAGUGAUGGUUAAUAAGUUUUUUUUUCCUUAAAUUUGGCGUUUUAGGAGCAGGAAGUUUCCAAGGUUAAUAUAAGAAAUUCACAAAGGACUGAGCUUGCCUGUAAAAUAACCUAGUAUGGACAGCACACAGUUGCAGAUUAGCUGUGUUUAACUACUGAAGCUGUCCAGAGCAAAGGCAACAAAUCCUUCUGUGCUAAU